AUGAGUCUUACACUUUCCCAUGUAUCAAUCAACCCUUGUAAGAUCAGAGAAAGAAAUGGCAAACAAUUCAUGUCUCAAAACUUCAUCAAUAUUCUUUCUACCAAAAGAGCAGAAGAGAGUAGUGUAUCUUCUUCUAUUAAGCCUCAAAAGUCCAUUAAACUCUCAACCACAAGAGCUGAACUGACUAUUGUGGCUCCUACCAAGCAAAGUUGCAUACCUUUUUUUCCUGAAUUGACAAAACCAGGAAUUCCAUUCUCUGAUUUACAUGUAGAAGAAGUUGUCAAAAGGCAGUCUCAGAAGAUUCACAGCUUUGACAGAGAUGUUCAAGCUCGAACAAAGCCGCUUUUCGAUCCCAACUUUCUUGAGGAAUCAUAUGAAAGGUGCAGGGGUAUUUGUAAAGAAAAUGCCAAGUCCUACUAUCUAGCCACCUUGUUAAUGACAGAAGAAAGAAGAAAAGCCAUAUGGGCAAUAUAUGCUUGGGGUGCAAGGACAGAUGAGCUUGUUGAUGGCCCCAAUGCUGAGUACAUGAGCUCUGAAGUUCUUGACAGAUGGGGAGAGAGACUUCGAGAUAACUUCGAAGGACGACCUCAUGACAUACUCGAUGCUGCACUAGUAGAUACUAUUUUCAAGUUCCCUUUAGAUAUUCAACCUUUUAUAGACAUGAUUGAAGGUAUGAGGAUGGACACCAGAAAAUUUCGAUAUGAAAACUUUCAAGAACUCUAUCUGUACUGCUACUAUGUAGCUGGAACUGUUGGGUUGAUGAGUGUUCCAAUAAUGGGAACUUCACCAGAAUCUUUGAUCUCUGUGAAGAGAAUAUAUGAUUCUGCACUAUACUUGGGAAUUGGCAAUCAAUUGACAAACAUUCUAAGAGAUGUUGGAGAAGAUGCUAUAAAAGGGAGAGUUUAUCUUCCACAAGACGAACUAGCGCAGUUUGGAUUAUCCGACAAGGAUGUUUUCUCAGGAAAAGUUACUGAGAGAUGGAGAGAAUUGAUGAAAGAACAGAUAACAAGAGCAAGAUUCUACUUCAACUUAGCAGAAGGAGGAGUUUCUCAACUAGAUAAAGCCAGCCUUUGGCCGGUAUGGUCGUCCUUGCUGUUGUACCGAAGCAUUUUGGAUGCAAUUGAAGAAAAUGAUUAUGAUAACUUCACAAAGAGAGCAUGUGUGGGGAGAAGUAAGAAACUUCUGAUGUUGUCUUUGGCUUACACAAGAUCACUAUCUACACCAACCUCCACAACAAACCCUAGAAUUCGUCUUCUUCGAAAAGCUCUCUGAUAGAGAGAGAAAAAGAACAAGAGAGAGAAAGAGAGCGGUGGUGAACAACCCGAUGUUUUUAAUUAUGUUUUUUCUUUUUUAUUUUUAAAUUAUUUUGAGCCUUUCCCUCUAUUUUUCUCUUUUUAGAAAUUUUGGAAAAUUAUAUAUUAUAAAAAUUUGAUAUUUUAAUGUGUUUUCUGACGUGGCAAAUAUUAUUGGUUGGAUGUGUGAUCUGCAUUCUUUUAUUAUUUUUGCAAUUUUUCUUGGGUCGGGAAAAGAAAUCUUCGGUUGAAAUUGUUUCAAAUAUGAUAAUUAAAAAUUAUUUUUUUAAAA
Humulus lupulus (European hop) is the source of this 1584-nucleotide messenger RNA. RefSeq names its product phytoene synthase 2, chloroplastic-like. Gene Ontology annotation, biological process: carotenoid biosynthetic process. The transcript is spliced from 7 exons. NCBI's taxonomy places the organism in Eukaryota, Viridiplantae, Streptophyta, Magnoliopsida, Rosales, Cannabaceae. The coding region runs from base 1 to 1272 and encodes 423 amino acids. Gene Ontology annotation, molecular function: geranylgeranyl diphosphate synthase activity. The record is from RefSeq and is a predicted model, not a curated record.